AGUCAUUUUUUUUUGUCUCCCUUAACAAAGGAAAAAAACAAAGCUCAUUAAAAAAAACAAUAAAAAUUUUUUUUCGUCGUUGCUUUUUUUUUUCUUCUUUUUCUUUGUGAAAAACAAACAAAAAAAAAACAAACACAUAUAUAUUACAUAUAUUUAUUUAUUUUUUUUAUAUAUAAACCAGUAACCAGAAUAAUUUUUUUUUAAAUUAUUUUAUUUAUUUUUAAAAACGGAUUAAUUUAUUUAAAAACCGAAUUUUUUUUUUUUAAUUUUUUAAUAAUAAAAGUUUUAAAAUAUGAGGAAAAACAAUAUGAAAAAGAAGGCCGCUGAACAAACGACAACACCUUACGCAAUUUACGGAUUUUUCCGUUCAUUUCGAGAAUCUUUACCAGAUGACAAUGAUUUCUCAGAUUUUAUUAGUACAUUAACGAUUACUCCAAUGAAAGAUGUGGUUGAAAUGGUAUUACCAUUCUUUCAUCGUUCUUCGGAUAAAAAUUUAUUAACACAAUUUCAAAUAUUGAUAAGACAAGCUGAACAAAAUAGCUCUUUUGAAAGUACUCUUAUGAGAGUUUGUGAUGCUAUCGAUAUGCUAGGAAAAGUUGAACUUGCUUUAGGAUUUGAUGAACGUUUAAUGGAUGGUUAUUUAAGAGCCAUGCAAUUUGAUAAUGGUUCUGCGAGUCAUCAACAAGUUUGGAGUGGUUUACAAAGAUUUUUAAAUGAAGAAUGUGAUCCUAACAUAAAAAAGAGAAUGGAAAGAGUUUUUGCUGAACAAAAAGCUGGUGAUGAACUUGGACUUAGUGAUGAUAUCCUUACUACAGCAAGCGCUCUUGUUGGAGAUGAUUCAUUGUACAUCGAGAUUCUUGAAACACUUCAAUUAAAUAACAGACAAAAUCUUCCUUGGGAUACUGUUAUCAUGAGAAUUCAAAGAAAUAUCGAACAAAAAAAACCGCAAGUCUGGCCAAUGUUACGUAAAUUCUUGGAUGAUGUUCACAGUCGUCGUGUCAUUGAUUUUAAUUUCUAUUGGGACUUUAUCGAUUAUCAAUAUAUGAAUGAGCAAUAUGCCGAUGACCAAUACAUUAAUGAUCAAUAUGCUAAUGAUCAAUAUAUUAAUGAUUCAGAAACCUACAACAUUCAACAAAAACUUGCCAAUAUCAAUCUAGAAUCUGAGAAUGAUGGUGUCAACGUUAUUGAACCACCGCAAACGCAAGAAGCACAGCGAAAGCAACAAGUUGUACAAUAGUAAGGAAUUAUUAUUUAUUUAAAUGACUUUAUGAAAAAAGAAAGUCAGAUUCAAGGAAACUAAAUUCCUUGUAACAAAUUUGAUCAAAAUUUGAUCAAUUUGAUCCCGCCACACAUUUCAUUUUUUUUUCCGUUUAUUUCUUAUUUUUUAAAAAAAUAUUUUGGGUUAAUUUCUCUAUACACACAAAAAAAGAAAAAAAUUACUUAUCCCUUAAAAUGGUAAAUUUUUUCGGAUUUUAUUAAUAAUAGCACAAUAUAUCAUUAGAGGGAUAUUUUGUAUUAUAAAAAAAAAAAAAAAUUUUUUAUAUGUAACAUAUCAUACAAGUUAUUUUUAAUAACCAGUAAUAGAAUUACUUGUGUUUUUUACAUUCUUGCAUAAAAUGUAUAUAAAAAAAAAAAAAAUAAAAAUUUUU
Molecule: messenger RNA, 1649 nt
Organism: Rhizophagus irregularis DAOM 181602=DAOM 197198
Lineage: Eukaryota; Fungi; Glomeromycota; Glomeromycetes; Glomerales; Glomeraceae
Source: RefSeq, a predicted model, not a curated record